Molecule: messenger RNA, 4141 nt
Organism: Fundulus heteroclitus (mummichog)
Lineage: Eukaryota; Metazoa; Chordata; Actinopteri; Cyprinodontiformes; Fundulidae
Gene: large2
Product: LARGE xylosyl- and glucuronyltransferase 2
Exons: 16
Coding region: 763-3015 (750 amino acids)
Biological process (GO): protein O-linked glycosylation via mannose
Molecular function (GO): glucuronosyltransferase activity; xylosyltransferase activity
Source: RefSeq, a predicted model, not a curated record
UCUGCCUCAUUUUUCCAGAAGGAACGCGGCGGACGGGUCGGAGCGAGGCGAUUGUGACCGACUCAUAACGGAGCCUCGGAGCGGCGGAGACCGCGGCUACAGCGGGGCGAGCCGGCACCAACUGCCCGCAGGAACCAGCGGAAACCGGUUCUGACAGCUGCAGCGUACGUGCUCUGCCACACCGGCUAGCAUCCGGCCGCCCUGGGCUUGAAGUCCGGACGGCGUCGGCCUCUUCUCCCUCCCCCCCACCACCACCACCCCGGAGCUCCGCAGCACUUGGCGGGGGUUUGUUCUCCAUCGGCCGGCUUUGCUCGCUCUGUGCCUCGGCUGGACCGUGCUAGCAUUACCUGCAUGACGGCGGUUUUUGGGAAGCUGCCGGAGCGGAGACGGACCUUCGGGAUCGGAAACAGUGCCAUCUUUAUCCUCUCGUUGUUUUCCGAGGCAUUUGCUUCGGUUCCAGGUGGAUUUUUGAACGUUUUGCCGACCUCCGUGGAUUAGCAUACGGAUAUUGUGCUCCGAGGCUGAGGACACAAGUGGAAGGAACAACCUUGAGAUUUUUCAGGCUGGAUCUUCUCCUGGAGGGCUGCGGUGAAGUCAUCAGAGACGGAGGAGCCUCUUCGUCACCGCUCAUCGGUUUCCUCACGCUGGGACUUACAUUAGUGAAGCUGAUGAAAGGAUGCUGCAGGGUGCUGAAGACGGACUGAGCCCCACCUGAACCCCCUCCCCUCCCGUCCCUUACCUGAGAGCCGCCGCCCCCCCAUCAUGCACCUGCUGUGCCGCGGGCGCCUCAAGCUGCUGGUGGCGUCUCUGACCGCCGUCGUCCUGCUCACCUGGCUCUACCUGCUGGCAGGAAACCUGGAGAACGGUCGCUCCCUCCUCUUGGCGCCCUGCUUGCCCGACACCCCCGCCGCUCAGGUCCUGGAACGAGCCGUCCUGGAGUCGCGGGUCCGAGAGGUCGAGGAGGAGAACCGGCAGAUCAAGCUGCAGCUCAGCCAAUCGCAGGGCACCACCGGCCAGCUUUCUGAGGGCAACUAUGGCAACCAGCCAUGGGGCGCGUCGGCGGACACCGUGCCGGAGGACGGCGACAACACCGCGGAGGAGAAGAACAACCACACAGAUUGCUCCCGGUCGCCUACCGUCCAGAAGUGUGAGCUGAUCCAUGUAGCGUGUGUUUGUGCCGGUCACAACGCCAGCAGAGACGUGGUCACCCUGGUCAAGUCCGUCCUCUUUCACAGGAGGAACCCUCUCCACUUUCACUUCAUCACGGACACGGUGGCCAGUCGGAUCCUGAGCUCCCUCUUCCAGUCCUGGAUGGUCCCGUCUGUUCAAGUCAGCUUCUACGACGCAGAGGAACUCAAGUCCGAAGUGUCCUGGAUCCCCAACAAGCAUUACUCAGGUAUUUACGGCUUGAUGAAGCUGACGCUAACCAAAGCUUUACCGUCCGACCUGGCCAAGGUCAUCGUCCUGGACACGGACAUCACCUUCGCCACCGACAUCGCCGAGCUGUGGGGCAUCUUCAAGAAGUUCACCGAUAAGCAGGUGAUUGGUCUGGUGGAGAACCAGAGCGACUGGUACCUUGGCAACCUGUGGAAGAACCACAGACCCUGGCCGGCGCUGGGCAGAGGCUUCAACACGGGCGUCAUCCUCCUCUACCUGGAACGACUGCGAAGGAUCAGCUGGGAGCAGAUGUGGCGCCUGACGGCAGAGAGGGAGCUCAUGAGCAUGCUCAGUACAUCGCUCGCUGACCAGGACAUCUUCAACGCCUUCAUCAAGCAGAACCCGGUCCUGGUUCACCAGCUGCCCUGCUUCUGGAACGUCCAGCUGUCGGAUCACACCCGCUCAGAGCAGUGCUACACCGAGGUGUCUGACCUCAAGGUGAUCCACUGGAACUCCCCAAAGAAGCUGCGAGUGAAGAACAAACAUGUGGAGUUCUUCAGGAACCUCUACCUGACCUUCCUGGAGUACGACGGCAACCUGCUGCGACGGGAGCUGUUCGGCUGCCCGAGCCAGGCCAGCCCGGACAGCGUGCGGCUGCAGGCGGCGCUAGAGGAGCUGGACGAGGACGACCAGUGCUACGACUUCCGGCGGGAGCGGCUGACGGUGCACCGAGUGCACCUGUACUUCCUGCAGUACGAGUACACGCCCAGCGAGGACGAGACCGACGUCACGCUGGUGGCUCAGCUGUCCAUGGACAGGCUGCAGAUGCUGGAGGCCAUCUGUAAGCACUGGGAGGGCCCCAUCAGCCUGGCGCUCUACAUGUCCGACGCCGAGGCGCAGCAGUUCCUGCGCUACGCCCAGGCCUCGGAGGUCCUCAAGAACCGCAAGAACGUCGGCUACCACAUCGUCUACAAGGAGGGCCAGUUCUACCCGGUGAACCUGGUGAGGAACGUGGCCCUGAAGAACGCCAACACGCCCUACGUGUUCCUGACGGACGUGGACUUCCUGCCGAUGUACGGUCUCUACGACUACCUCCGGAAAUCCAUCGUCCAGCUGGACAUGGCCCACACCAAGAAGGCUCUGGUGGUUCCGGCCUUCGAGACGCUGCGCUACCGCCUCUCCUUCCCCAAAUCCAAAGCCGAGCUCCUCUCCAUGCUGGACAUGGGGACUCUCUACACCUUCAGGUACCACGUGUGGCCGAAGGGUCACUCUCCCACCAACUACGCCAAAUGGCGGACGGCGACCACGCCCUACAAGGUGGAGUGGGAGUCGGACUUCGAGCCGUACGUGGUGGUGAGGCGGGACUGUCCCGAGUACGACCAGCGCUUCGUGGGCUUCGGCUGGAACAAGGUGUCCCACAUCAUGGAGCUGGACGCUCAGGAGUACGACCUGAUGGUUCUGCCCAACGCCUUCAUGAUCCACAUGCCGCACGCUCCCAGCUUCGACAUCUCCAAGUUCCGCUCCAGCUCCAGCUACCGCAACUGUCUGAACACGCUGAAGGACGAGUUCCACCAGGACCUGUCCAGGAAGUACGGCGCCGCCGCCCUCAAGUACCUCACCGCCCAGAGGAACAUCUGAACCCCAGAGAGCCGGGGUCCGCGCCCCGGUUCUGACGCUGGGAGUCGCUUUGCGGCAGAGAGCAGGUCCGGCGGUUCGGUAAAGCUUUAUGGCCUGUCUGAGCGUCCUGGGCGUUUAUUCUCCAGUCCGCUCGGCGAGGAGCAGGCGGCGGGAGCGACGAAGGACGAGGAAGAGGAGGAGGAGGCCGACAGGCGUUGCUUUAAGGGCAGGAGAGAAACGGACCGUGUUGUUUUAAUUUGUUCUGACAAUCAGGGCUUUUUUCAGAAGACGCGCCGGGAACCAUCGGCCCGUCUGCAUGGAGACCCGGACUCAACUGGACCGGUACUUCAGAGGGGAGGGGGGGGGGGGAACCACGUCCAACGUCCAACCGGAGAAUGAUUUAAGCCUUAUCGACUUCAUGACAUUUACAAAGAUAUUUAAUAACACUUUCAUUUUUUUUUUUAUUUUUGGUAUAAAUCUGAACCAAUGAUAGUGAAACAUUUGCAUUUAAAGAAGUUUUGAUUACGGCUUUACACGCGACCACCGUCUCCUUUCUGUCUCUGGACCUGUUGGGGGGGGGGGGGCUCAGAUUCUGCUGUGUGUGCGUCAGGGCGGCGCCGCCCGCUUCGUCCUGCAUGUAAACGGCUGCACUGCAGGUUCUGUUUUCAUGCUUCAGGUUCCACAGCAGCAAAAAGAUGUUUUAACUCAACCGACUGGGACCAACGCGGCUCAAUGACGUCGCUUUUACAGAAAGAUUUUUUUUUUUUUAUGCCGUCUGUGUCCGAGUCACUGGAUCCCCGUGCCGUUCUACUGAGCCGCCGUCCUGCUGAUGUUUGCCGGUCCGGCUGAGAUUAAGCGCCUUCCUGCUGCUGCGUCACACCUGAAGGGACCGACGUUCUGUCAGGCUCCGUUCUGGUCUUUUAGCUCCGUUUGAGCUCGACACCAAGACCCGAAGGAGCCAGAGACGGCAUCCAAACCGACCUUUGUUCAGUCACAGAAAGCUGCGUUCAGUUGAAUCAGACGUUCCUGUUACAUCGGACCCGUCUGACAACAGGAAGUAGGCCAACCGAUCCCAGCUUUAUGAUGAAGCUGCUAAAUAAUCCAGCAAAUACCAGAAUCUCCUCCUCUGAUUGGCUUGAAAAGCUGG